Messenger RNA from Tinamus guttatus (white-throated tinamou), 4553 nucleotides. The record is from RefSeq and is a predicted model, not a curated record. Lineage: Eukaryota; Metazoa; Chordata; Aves; Tinamiformes; Tinamidae.
AUGGCAUUGUGCCACCAAUGGCUUCAGCGAAUCUGGGGAAUGCAGCUCUCUGAAAGGCAUCUGUUUCAGAUAUGCUUCGUAAUGCCAGGACUCCAUGGAUUUCUACAGCUUUUCCCUGUGGAAUCUGGAGCCUCUGCCACCUUUAGCCUGAGAGCUGCCAACACCGAUAACGCUGCUGUUGGCAAAUCCCUCUACAAUCUGGACGGGGGCCGGGACCGUGAGGGACCCAAAAGUAGCAGCAGUGAGGGCCGCAGGAAGGGCUCCCUCUCCUCCCCCAGCGGCAGCAGGAAAGAGCGGGAGAGCAAAGCGCACCGCAGCCGGACGAAAGCAGCAAAGGAGCCGCCCUCGGCCUACAAGGAGCCGCCAAAGGCCUACCGCGAUGAGAAGCCGGAGCCCAAGGCGUACAGGCGGCAGCGCUCCUCGCCCAGCCCCGGCCGGGAUGACAGCCCCCCGCUGCACCGCUCCUCACAGAGCCAGCGGAGCCGCAAGUCGCUGAGCCCCGUGAGCGGCCGCUCGCCCCUCAGCCCCUACAGCCGCCGCCGCUCACCCAGCUAUAGACGGCACACCAGCUAUGAGCGCGGUGGGGACGUGUCGCCCAGCCCCUACAGCAGCUGGCGUCGCUCGCGGAGCCCCUACAGCCCCGUUAUCCGGAGGUCAGCAAAAUCGCGAAGUAGAAGCCCAUAUUCAUCAAGGCACUCGAGGUCUCGUAGCAGACACAGAUUGUCUAGGUCCAGAAGUCGUCACUCAAGUAUUUCUCCGAGUACACUGACUCUGAAGAGUAGCCUGGCUGCCGAGUUGAACAAAAACAAAAAAGCAAGAGCUGCUGAGGCAGCCAAAGCCAGUGCAAAAGCUUCAAAUGCUUCUACACCUACCAAGGGAAACGCUGACGCUGCUGUAAGUGCGCCUCAAGUGAACAAUGUGAAGGACCUGAAGAAAAUAAAAGUUGAGCAGACACCUUCUCCUACAAGCAGUGCAAAUUUGAAAAACGAUAAGGCGAAAGCAAAGGUUUCUCUUCCAGAAACAAAAGGGGAGAAUAAUUUAAUUGCAGAGAAAGUUACUAAGCAGAAAGCGACGACAAUAAAAGAGAGUAAACCGGCUGUUGUGAAGCAGCAGCCAACUACUGUAAAAGAGAAGAGCAAAUCGAGUGCACCAACUGUAGCAACCAAGGAGAAGGAUCGAAAUGUUGCACUACCAACCUCCACACUGCCGCCCUUGCCUUUGCCUCCCAUGCUGCCUGAAGAUAAAGAGACUGAUAGUUUACGAGAGAAUAUUUCAGUGAAGUCAGUUAAAGAAGCAGAGAAGAAACUUCGCCAUCUGCUCGCAGACUUGCCGCUCCCGCCCGAGUUGCCCGGAGCAGCUGAGUUAUCUAAAAGUCCUGAAGAGAAGAAACCAACAGUUCAGCUACACAGCAAGAGGCGACCCAAAAUAUGUGGACCACGACAUGGUGAAACAAAAGAAAAAGAAAUAGACUGGGGAAAGCGCUGUGUGGAUAAAUUUGACAUCAUUGGGAUUAUUGGUGAAGGCACUUACGGGCAAGUUUACAAAGCCAGAGAUAAAGACACAGGAGAAAUGGUGGCACUAAAGAAAGUACGUCUGGAUAAUGAAAAGGAAGGGUUUCCAAUUACUGCUAUUCGGGAGAUUAAGAUUCUUCGACAGCUUAAUCAUCAAAGCAUUAUCAACAUGAAGGAAAUAGUGACAGAUAAGGAAGAUGCUUUGGACUUCAAGAAGGACAAAGGUGCAUUUUAUCUGGUGUUUGAAUAUAUGGACCAUGACUUGAUGGGACUGCUGGAAUCUGGUUUGGUUCAUUUUAAUGAAAAUCAUAUAAAAUCAUUUAUGAGACAGCUGAUGGAAGGCUUGGCCUAUUGCCAUAAGAAGAACUUUUUGCACAGAGAUAUCAAAUGUUCAAAUAUUCUACUAAAUAAUAGAGGGCAGAUAAAGCUUGCAGAUUUUGGGCUUGCUCGGCUGUACAACUCAGAAGAAAGCCGACCAUAUACCAACAAAGUUAUUACAUUAUGGUAUCGGCCUCCUGAACUUCUGCUUGGAGAAGAAAGAUACACACCAGCUAUUGAUGUCUGGAGCUGUGGCUGCAUCCUGGGUGAACUUUUUACAAAAAAGCCAAUAUUUCAAGCAAAUCAAGAACUUGCUCAACUGGAACUUAUAAGCCGAAUUUGCGGGAGUCCCUGUCCAGCAGUGUGGCCUGAUGUUAUAAAACUAGCUUAUUUCAACACAAUGAAACCAAAGAAGCAGUAUCGUCGAAAACUGAGAGAAGAGUUUGCUUUCAUCCCACCCGCUGCCCUAGACCUGUUCGAUUACAUGCUCGCCUUGGACCCCAGCAAGCGCUGCACGGCCGAGCAGGCUCUUCAGUGCGAGUUCCUGCGAGACGUGGAACCAGCCAAAAUGCCUCCCCCGGACCUUCCUUUGUGGCAAGACUGCCAUGAGCUGUGGAGCAAGAAACGCAGAAGACAGAAGCAGAUGGGCAUGACUGAUGAGACAACAGCAGCCAAAGUCCCCAGGAAGGACUUGUCUCUAGGCAUGGACGAGAGCAGAACCAACACCCCACAAGGCAUGCAAACUUCUUCCCAACUCAAAACUCAGGGCAGCUCUAGUGUAGCACUUGCUAAAACAAGCACUGGACAGCAGUUAAACCAGAAUGAAGUGGCAAUCCUGCUAAACCUGCUACAGUCUAAAACAAGUGUUAGUUUGGCGCAGUUUGCCCAAGUGUUGAAUAUUAAGGUAAACCCAGAGACUCAGCAGCAACUAAAUAAAAUAAAUCUUCCUGCUGGAAUUUUGUCAGCAGGUGAAAAACAGUCAGAACAGCAGCAGCCGCCGCCACCACCACCACCGCCGGAGCAGGAGCCCCUCAAACAGCCGCCCGUCGCGCAGCCUCCAGCGCCGGCCGCUCAACUGAGUCAGCCCAAAGCUGAGACUGACGCUGCCCAGGCGGCCGUGCAGAGCGCGUUUGCUGUUCUCUUGUCCCAGUUAAUAAAGGCUCAGCAGGCGAAGCAGAAGGAUUUUGCACCCGAGGAGAAGGAGAACGUCUCCGGAAGCGAAACGUCGCUCCAGGCGCGAGCACCCCCUGAGCCCCUCUCUUUUGUGUGCGCAGGUCCGGAGGAGCUGGCGAGGCCGCCCGACAUGAGGCUGCUGAGCCACACGCCCGAGCAGGAGCGCCCGCGCAUCCUGCCCCCGGACCAGCGCCCCCCGGAGCCGCCGGAGCCUCCCCCUCUCACCGAUGAAGACCUUGAUUAUCGGACAGAGAACCAGCAUUUGCCUAUAAGUAACUCUUCAGGAACAGACCCUCACGCGGGAGUGAAGGCAGCUCUUCUGCAGCUGCUCGCUCAGCACCAAGCUCAGGCCACGGCAGAGGAGCCGGUGCAGGCCACUGUGGAUUACCAGGCCCGAGAUGCCUACGGGGCAGGCCCAGACUACAAGGAAAACUUUGGAUCGUCUUCCUUCUCCUCUGCCCGCUUCGGCAGCAGCGACGGAAUAGGAAGCGGAUCGUCGGGAGCGUUGGAAAGGAGGAGCUUCCUCGGGAGCUCGGAUAUCCAGCCCUUGGAGAACUACAGUACUGCUUCAUCUCACUCUGGCAGCGCCCCCCCUCCGCCAGCCUUUGCAGAGUCCUUCCCCAGCUCGGUAACCGCGUAUGGGGACAUUUACCUCAACACUGGUCCCAUGCUGUUCAGCGGGGACAAAGACCACAGGUUUGAGUACAGCCACGGCCCCAUCCCGGUCCUGGGCAACAGCGGCGACGCUUCCGUGGGGCCCGAGAGCUCCCAUUCCCUGCCCGCCAAGAUGCACAACUACAGCUAUGGAAGUAACUUGCAGGAAAACCCUGCUGGCCUUGGCCAUGUGCAUGGACAAACUUGGACUUCUCCUGCCCAAGGACCCGGCUUUUCCCAAGGAUACAGGGGACACAUUAGCACGUCUGCAGUGAGAGGGCGAGGCAGAGGAUUGCCCUAUUGAGUAUCUGUUUUUCCUCAGGCACAUCAUUUUUAUCUGGAAAAACUUUUUUGUUGUUGUUGUUUUCUAGCUGCAGUUUAAAGCAGCACUUCAACAGACUUGAAUAAUGUUAAUUCAACAGCUUUAUUUUUAUGUGGAAAAGGGUCUUGCAUACAGUAGGAAAAAUUAAAGAUGCUUAAAGCUCAUGCUGUCUGAAAACUAGAUAAAUUGAUUGUACAUGUUCACAAACUAGUUCUGAAUUUUAUUUUGUAUUUUGGCAGUUUUAAGUGGAUGCUAAAUUUAGGGACAUCAGCUUUUUAUGGCACUCUUUCAGAUCUUCUGAACUAUGCACAUUUGUGCUUUUUUUGUAAGUUUGGACCAACUUUUAUGUAAAGAAAAAUUUUACAACAAUCAAAGCAGGGCACUGAUUUAUUUGGUAUUUUUCUUUUUACAGAACUACCUUUAGUCAAAGGUCACUGUCAGUCUUUGCACUGCUUUCAGUGUUAUUGUGGAAGGUGUACUUUGUGCUCAUUUCAGAUAAUAAAACACAACCUUUCUCUUGAUGCAAAAUUUUAUAAAUAUUUGGUCAAUGUUAUUUUCCUUUUCUUUCAAAAAGA